AUGUCUGAUCGACGCAACGAACACUAUUCGAUGCCCAGAACACUCUCUCAGUCCCCGCUUUUCUGUUCUCCAGACAUGGCUGCUGAUUCCGAUCUCGAUUUCGACGAUACCAACGCUUUCGAACUCGAUACCGACUUGGUUACGUCAAAACCAAAGUUCAAUGCUGCUCGUUCGUCUACGCUUCCUCCAGGAUGGGAUGAUUUGUCAAAUGAAGAAGAACAGGAAGGAGAAGCCGAGGAGUAUGCUGGCGAAGGUGAAGAACACGCAGGGAACGGUCUCGACAUUCGCACACCGCCACUAAAUGAUAAUCCUUGGUUCACCCGCGAAGAGGCAGCGACCAUUCUGUCCGCCAUUGCCCUUGCCGAAGAGAAACCUCCCGGUAUCAAGGCCAUGGAUCUCGGCGCAGCUUUUGCUCGUCGUUCUGCAGACCUUGCUCGCGAUGCUGCUGCCGAUAUCAUCAAGCAACAGCCAAUAAAGAAAGCCGAAGCCAUGCAAGACCCAGAUGAACUUGAAUCAGAUAUCACUGACAGCGAAGAAGAGAAACCAUGGGGCUUCGCAUACCAGGGCUAUGCAUGGCGCAACGAUCCUAGGGCGAAGCAUCUGACCAUAGAGCAGAUGCAGGCGCAGAUGGAUGCAGAGAAGGAGGACGCCCCGCUCAUUCGGCGCCAGUCUGAGGACCUGGGCGAUGUCGUCCGCCAGUGCAACGAGAGGCGGGAGCGUCGGGCGGUCCGCAGGGCGGCAAAGGCCAGGAAGGAGGAGAAGGCCCGUCGUUGGGCGCCGUAUUGA
Messenger RNA from Exophiala viscosa, 786 nucleotides. RefSeq lists its product as uncharacterized. The transcript has a single exon. The record is from RefSeq and is a predicted model, not a curated record. Bases 1 to 786 code for a protein of 261 amino acids. NCBI's taxonomy places the organism in Eukaryota, Fungi, Ascomycota, Eurotiomycetes, Chaetothyriales, Herpotrichiellaceae.